CUGAUUAUACUAAAAGUUGUGCAAUCUUUUUGGAUAGUGAUCAUAUCUCCUCUUUCAGCGAUCGCAUCGAGCCAAUCGCCUCCUCCACUCUACUCCGAUAUCGAGAAGGGUGUAAUAUUCGAUCCACUACGAUCGUUGUCCAGCACUGCACCAUCCUCCCCAACUAGCCCAGAGUCGCCACCGAUGGCUAUUCAGUACCUGUAUCCUCCUCGCUACGAACCUCCAUCAGUACACGGAUCCAUUUGUCGGGAUGAAGAUAAUCGUUCGGUUCGAUCUCCACCAUCCACCGAAGUCGCCGCUCGCGGUCGUUCCACCAUCACUCAUCGGCCAUCUGUUACCGUAAUCGUCAUGAGUGGAGCGUCCUUAUGA
Strongylus vulgaris is the source of this 369-nucleotide messenger RNA. Lineage: Eukaryota; Metazoa; Nematoda; Chromadorea; Rhabditida; Strongylidae. The record is from the annotation of a GenBank genome assembly.